This is a messenger RNA of Eurytemora carolleeae, 2247 nucleotides long. RefSeq lists its product as uncharacterized. NCBI's taxonomy places the organism in Eukaryota, Metazoa, Arthropoda, Copepoda, Calanoida, Temoridae. Bases 181 to 846 code for a protein of 221 amino acids. The record is from RefSeq and is a predicted model, not a curated record. The transcript is spliced from 10 exons.
AUCCGGCGGUUGUUGAGGAGGAGAUUGCUAUCCACCUCUCUACCGGACAAGGAGAGUGAUGAGAAGGCUCCCUCGCCUCCCUGCUCUGAUCAAGAACUCUGUGAUCCUGACACCCUUGUGCCCAUUGAUGAUACUGUUAAUGAAAUAUCAAUUUCAGUGCCAAAUCUGGCGGAUCGGAAUAUGAAUAUAAUACGACCUAUUAUAGAAUAUAACAGGUCUAUAUCGGAGAACGAGGGUGUAGAGCAGCGUGCCAAAGAAGAACGAGCGCUAAAGGUGAAAAACGAACGCAGGAUGAGUAAUCGUCAGAAAUUAUUAGCCAUGAAACGGUACAGCGGAUACUUGAAACGUCCUGAGAUCUUGGAAACAGUCUAUAGUGUAGAGGAGGACUGUACAGAAGCUGGUAAACCUGGAGAGGUAUCCGCAGAAAACUCUCAGGAGCAAGAGGCAGAGCCUGAACAAGAGCAGGAGCAAGAACAAGAGCAGAAAGAGGAAACAAGAGGAGGAUUGAGGAAGUUUAGAAUUGACAGUGAUAUUACAGACUAUGAUUACUCAACAGACAGUGAAUCCUUACGAUUCUUUUUCUCUGAAACCGAUCCUUCAGGUUGUAAUACAGGGUGUAAUACGUCUGAGCUGUGUUCCCGAAGGAGUAGCUGUGGAUCCCAACCCAACCUACUGGAUGUAGGCAAGGAUGGAACUGAGGAUUCAAGUAAAUCGAGAUCAAUGGAAGACCUGCGUGGAAAGCUAAAACAGCAGCCCCACCCUCUGCCGGAGAUGAAAGCGAUUGACCGGCGCCGGCGCAUGUUCCAACAACAUACCAGCGUGUCAUUAGACUGUAAUGACAAGUAAACAUGACAUGCCUUACAGAGAAGCAUAAUUUGUUUCCCUAUGCCAAUGACAUGCUGAUGCACUAAUUGACAUGCUAAUCUACUAAUUGACAUGCUAAUGAUGAAUAACGAAAAUACUGGUUAACAAUUUUGUAUUCUUAAUUUGUUCCAAAUGUUACCCUUCCCGUUCGGGAUUUAAUUUCUUUACAUCCCUUUAUUUUAGUUGAUUUUCCAUACAUCACCAAAGUUAAACUUAAAACCUUGAGUUCAAAAGUUUGAGUUCAUUAGAUGUGGCUAAGCUACUAAAAGUUUAGUUUCAAUUAAGUGACAUGUAUUGUUUUUCAACUUUAAAGGGACUAUAGGCGUAAUUUCAAGUGACUCUCCAUACAAAAAAACAACGGUAUCUUCCACUUUUUUGAUCAGAUAAAAGUUGAAAGGGUACCUUUGUAAAUCGAUCAUUGCCAUCAUUGCAAUGUAGGGUCAAUUGAAAUUAGUCUACAGUCCCUUUAAUUAAUUUUAUCUGAUAGCCGCAAAUAAUAUUUUUUUACUUACUUUUAGAAACUUCAAUCUUUUUUUUCUUUAUCAUCAUAUUAGGGUUUGUUUAUAAUAUUAAACUGUGAUGUAUUACAAUCAGGAACCAGGCCUAUCUAAAUAUACUUUGUUUGUCCGUUUGCGUGUCCAAUAGACGACAAUUAACAACUGAAACGAUCGGGCAAAAUUUUUUGCGUAAAUGACUAGAGAAAUGUUACGGAUGGUAAAGAUGAAAAAAUGUUCCCGAAAAAAAUGCCAACAUUUAUUGUUGUUGAAAAUGCGCCAAUUUUGAAAACGAAAUACCCGAAAAAAGAAGCAAUUAAAAGAUAAAAUUGUUAAUGUAAAUAAACAUCGAUUAGAAACAGUUAUUUUACAUGCCAGAUCCGUUCUAUCCUGUUUCCAAUCGUUUACAGUUUUGGAUACAACUUGUUCCUGUGGUUUUAAUAUGUGUAUAGAAAUCCUUCCACCAUAGAAUAGGUCUAACACCAACCCCCUCUCCCCUCCCUCCCCUCCCUUCCCUCCCUCCCCUCCCUUUGAUUGAAGAGUAGUUUUUUUUCUUAAUGGUUUAACUAUCAGACAGUUUUAAAGUAGAACCAAUUUAUUCAUAUAAUUCUAUUCGAAUCUGAAUAAAGAUAAACCUAAACUAAAUUUUACUGCAUACAUAUAUGAUAUCAUUCAUUCUGGAUUUAACUUUUGGGUUUUAAUGCAAUUAAUGAUAAUUUAAAAAUUUAGAUUAUCUGAAAACUAACUUUUUCUUAAUUACAAUUUAAUCAUGAACAAUAUACAAUGAAAAUCUUAGAUAGAACAAAUAAUGACUUAUUUUCUAAAAAGAAAUGUUUUAAACAAACACUUUUGUAUACGAUUCUUCUGCUUAUACCCAAACUUUAUUCAC